CUGCUCAUGCGCUGUUACAGCCACAGAAUCUGCGGCCUUUUCUCUUUGUCCAAGAAGCGCUGGUCAGGGACGAAUCUUACUGAGCAUUUCUGCCACAUUUAGCAUCAUUACUGACGAGGUUUAGCAAACUCUGCACCCUAAAGGGUUGACCUGGAGGCGUUGUUAGUCGAAGUACGUUAGCUACCUGUAACUGAACACCAUGAUGAGCCCGUCAGAAAUAAAACCCGAGACUGGUGUCGUUGCUAAAAAAGGCAAAGUUGAUGAAAGCAAGUAUCUACCAGAGCUUCUUGCCGAAAAAGACAGCCUUGAUUCGUCGUUCACACAUGCGAUGAAACUCAUAUCUGCAGAGAUUGAAAGGAUUCAGAAAGGAGAGACCAAGAAAGAGGCAGACAAAGAAACAUACCUCGACCUGUUCACGACGAGGAAUAUCAAGGUUAAGGAGCGGGUGCUCAUUCCUGUCAAGCAGUACCCACGGUUCAAUUUUGUAGGUAAAAUCCUGGGACCCCAAGGCAACACCAUCAAGCGUCUUCAGGAGGAGACUGGAGCUAAGAUCUCCGUGCUGGGCAAAGGCUCCAUGAGGGACAAGGCCAAGGAGGAGGAGCUUCGUAAAGGUGGGGAGGCCAAGUACGCUCACCUGGGGAUGGAGCUGCACGUGUUCAUUGAAGUGAUGGCUCCCAUCCCUGAGGCCUACGUGCGCAUGGCGCAUGCCAUGGACGAGGUCAAGAAGUUCCUGAUCCCUGAGACCUUGGAACAUGAACAGUUCAUGGACCCUAACUACCUGAAUGGAGCUCAAGAUGGAUCAGGCAGGGGCCGAGGAGCCCCAAGCAGAGGCAGGGGUGGGCCCCCACACAGCUCAGCUGGAUCCAGGGGCCGUGGGAUGCCACCUCGUGGAGGGGCCCCUCGCGGAGGAGCCCAGCGUGGAGGAGCGCUACGAGGGGGCCCAUCCAGAGGGGGGGCUGCUAGGGGAGCACCUGCGGGGCGCGGGGGACCCCCCUCAUCGUCCUCCCGAGGGGGCUCGGCUCCUCGUUCCAGGCCCCCCACACCAGGGGCCCCCCGGAUGCUGCCCCCUCCAGCCCACGCCCACCAGCAGCACCACCAGCCCCAGCAGCACCACCAGCACCCCCCUCCGCCCAAACCAGAACCCUAUGAAGAAUAUCCUGCUUACGAAGAGGCGUACGCUGAGCCUUCUUACGAGUCUUACGAUGCUUAUUACAGCCAACAGGCUCCUCAGGCGGACACGGAGUACUACGACUACGGACAUGGAGAAGCCCAGGAGACUUGUGAGCCGUACGCUCAGGAUGACUGGGAGGGCUCCUGGCCCAGCACUGGGGGCAAGGCCCCGCCCCCCAGGCAGGCUAAAGGAGCCUAUCGGGAGCACCCUUACCGCUACUGACCCUCCUCCCGAGGGGGACCUGGCAACUGACUCCCAUAGUAACCCACUUUUAACUCUUCAAAGUAAUUUUUCUCCCUUUCCAGUUUUUAUGUUUCAGGUCUCUUUUUUUUUCUGGACCAGUAGAGUUGGAGGGGUCUCAGUGACCCCUAGUCUAGUCGAGAGCGCGUGAAGGCGUUGAAAUUCAUUGUUUAUGUUAACAUUCAAUAUUUGCUUCUUUUUUUAAGCAGACAGUUUUAAAUUCACAUUUAAUGUAAUUUACUAUAUAAAGAAAGGUGAGGAAGAAAGAAAAAAAAACGUUUACUUUGUCGUUAAAUGGUGUCCGCGUUUUGAGGUUAUUUCAGCUAGUUUUAAGUCUUGAUUUCCUUUAACAAUUACAGACUCUAACCUGUAUUUCCAAAGUAUUUAGUGUAUGGGUUAAAAAUCAUUCAACACCGCGUUAAUGUUUAGUCUGCAACUAGAAUUAGACUUGAUGGAAGAGAACUGAACAAAAAGAUGUAGAAAAAAACAAACCCCAGUCAUGUUUCUUGGAUUUAGCUUAGUCAUGAAAUCUAGUCCUGUACACUGCUGAGGAGCCUGUCCUAAUAUCAUCUAAAUCAUUUCAAUUCAACGUAUUCUCUAGACACCUUUUGCGUUUGUCUUAUUUUGAUCCAUCUCUCAUUGAGCUGACAAGUAUGAUCAGAAGUGAUCUGUAUGUUUGUCUAAAGAACAAGAGCAGGGUCCUCCUUGGGGCAGGUCUGGAGAGACACAUGUCAAACACAAUAUUAUGUAUAUAGGCUUUAGCACAAUAUUGUAUAUUGCUUUAAAUCUGUGCCGUCUCCAAAAUGCAUAACGCUUGUGUUCUCUUGCCUAAAUAGGAUACUAAAUAUAUAUCCAAAAAUGUUUUGCUGCAGUGCGUUGUAUCAAUAAAGCCUAAUUUGUCUUUUUAGUGAAACCUAA
Messenger RNA from Osmerus eperlanus (European smelt), 2329 nucleotides. RefSeq names its product KH domain containing, RNA binding, signal transduction associated 1a (gene khdrbs1a). The record is from RefSeq and is a predicted model, not a curated record. Gene Ontology annotation, molecular function: mRNA binding; poly(A) binding. The coding region runs from base 200 to 1393 and encodes 397 amino acids. The transcript has 9 exons. Gene Ontology annotation, biological process: regulation of alternative mRNA splicing, via spliceosome. Lineage: Eukaryota; Metazoa; Chordata; Actinopteri; Osmeriformes; Osmeridae. Gene Ontology annotation, cellular component: nucleus.